AUGUCCUCACCAAAUCCAUUCUCAGCCGUCGUUGAAGCGGCCCAUGACGAUCCUGCAGAGAUACAGAAGGUGUACACCGCACACCGCACUCAAAGGUUUGCGAAACAACGCAGCCUCUUCCUAUCCGAGGCUUUCAAGCCCGAGGUCGAUACCAUUCUCCAACGCACGCUCGACCCGUCCAUAGAGCCUGGCUAUGUCGAUCCCCGACAUUCCAUCGUCCUCUGGGCGCGCCCCCCUGCCCCCGUCCGCGCGCUGGUGGCCGAAAUACAGCGGAAGUUGCUCGUCGCGGCACCACACCUUUGGGCGAUGCCCCCGGCCAACCUGCACACGACCGCACUCGAGAUGGUGUACUCCGUGACCGAAAAGGAAAUUUCCGCAAUCAUGGCUAUCAUCGGGCCGGCUAUCGGACAGAUGACCGACUACACGCUCACGCACCGGACCAGGCUGGCCAAGCCGAUGCUCGCAUACGACGUGGGCGGAGUCGCACUCACCUUGGUGCCUGCAGCGGGCGAAGGCCGUGAGGAGCGCUCCGAGGAUACAGAGGCGGAGGAUGAUGACGCCUACACGUAUCACCACCUCCGCCGCGAUCUGUUCGAUUUGUGUUGUUCAACUGGACACAUCAUCACGAGUCGAUACGUGGUUCCAUCGGCACAUAUAACGAUCGGGCGAUUCAUCACCGACAUCGAUUUCGUUCUUUCGAGCGAAGAUCGCAAACCAGAUACAGUGAAGGUGAAGAGGUGGGUGGAUACGGUAGACGAGAUCAAUGACUGGCUGCAAAGCGAGUACUGGCCCGCAAAUAGUGAUAUCAGAGCUGGGGGAGAAUGGAUCGUCGGGGAGGGCGUUCCGCUGGAGUUAGGGGCAGGGCGUGUGUGGUAUGGUGUAGUACAGUAG
This is a messenger RNA of Punctularia strigosozonata HHB-11173 SS5, 891 nucleotides long. RefSeq lists its product as uncharacterized. Bases 1 to 891 code for a protein of 296 amino acids. Lineage: Eukaryota; Fungi; Basidiomycota; Agaricomycetes; Corticiales; Punctulariaceae. The record is from RefSeq and is a predicted model, not a curated record. The transcript has a single exon.